AGAAGAAUCUGUCAAACAUGUGCUGACAUCCAGGACCCUGGCCACUGGUGUGUGAUGCCGCCCUCUAUCUCCUUGGAGAGUGGAGAGUGUGUGUACACCGUGAGCUCUACUGCAGGGAGCUAUGAGUGCUCACAGUCCGGUCUGCGCUGGUCGUGUGCUGGUCCAGUCACCCUGCAGUACCGCAUCAGCAAGGAUGAGCUUUUCUGGGCCCAACUGCAAAUGUUAGGGUACCGACCCGCUGGUCCUCUGAUGGAAAUCAAGCUUCUGUCAGGAGAGCUGGAGGAGGUCCACCUGCCCCACUCCCUCUGCCUGGGUGGUUCUGACCCGGUGUUGCUAGGAGACGCAGUCAGGGCCCUGCAUGGCGACGACAAUGGUGUUUCCCUGGAGACGUGUGAGCUGAGCCGUUUCCAUGGCAGGCUUUCAGCACAGCAAUUCUCUCUGUGGCAGCUGGUGGUAUGGCUGGGUUUCCCAGUGAGGGACCACUAUGAGGUACAGAUAUAUAGGCACAACCCCCAGCCACUGAUCUUGCACAUCCACCUGCUGCCCUUGCACUCCUCAGCCAAGCAGGAGUUGCAGAAGCAGUAUCAAGACAGAGGAGCCCCCAACAUCAUCAAGCCACACCCCAACAUCUCAGUCUUGAUGGGCUCCACACUUGAGCUGCACACCUCCUGCCCCUCGAAAGUUACCCCUCCAGAGGUGACCCUCACCUGCAGCACCGACAACCCCUCCUUCGAGGUGUGUGUGGAGGAGCCACCAGAGAGAUUCAACAUGGAGCUCCACAGUGCUGAGGAAAACCGAACAGUUUGGGACAUUGUGAUGAGGAAGGGAGUUGACUACCACAGAAGACGUCCUCCACAGCAGCCCAGCAGGAUCCCUGAGGACCCCCUGUUGGCCGCUGCCUCUCUGGAGGAGAAGAGGCCGCAGCUCAUCCAGAGGGUCACAGCGGUGAUGCCCAUAGCAGACCAGCUCCUCUCCCAGGGGUUCAUUGGCCAGGAGACCUAUGCCAACAUCCACGCUGCUGCUACCAGUCGGGAAAAAAUGAGGCUCCUGUUUGAUGGCCUGCGCUCAGCUGGGGCUCAGGGCAAACUGGCCUUCUACACAAUUCUACAGGAACAGCUGCCCCACCUAGUGGAGGAGCUGUGGAGUGCAAGAUGAAGACACAUCCAGACAGCCUGAUCCUGCUCUCAUGAGGGUGGAAAUGAAACAUACUAUCCAGCCGGCCAAAGUCUUUUGCCCUCUUGAAAGAAACACCAUUCCAAACAAAAUUGUUUUUAAGGCAGUGUUUCCGAGUUGGAUUUAAAGACUUAAUUGUGGCAUUCCUACUGUGCAUCCACAGCUCACUGCAUUUUGUUUUUCUAAUGUUUCUAAUGUUUUU
Messenger RNA from Engraulis encrasicolus (European anchovy), 1375 nucleotides. Its product is annotated as NACHT, LRR and PYD domains-containing protein 1 homolog. Gene Ontology annotation, biological process: innate immune response; inflammatory response; regulation of apoptotic process. Bases 55 to 1155 code for a protein of 366 amino acids. Gene Ontology annotation, cellular component: canonical inflammasome complex. NCBI's taxonomy places the organism in Eukaryota, Metazoa, Chordata, Actinopteri, Clupeiformes, Engraulidae. The transcript has 2 exons. The record is from RefSeq and is a predicted model, not a curated record.